AAGCGUUUAAAAAGGAGGAGGGACUGCUUGUCAGGAAUGCCUCAGAACUGUGAAAAGAGCUUGUAGAGCUGAGAGUGGAUGUAGUGGGUCAGCCUGAAAGCUGAAUGAGAGACAGAGAGCGUGUGAGCUGACGUGUUACACCUGAGUGGCCUCUGUAGGAAGGUGUCUGCUUUCAUACUUCUGCUUACUGAUUUUCGCAAAGGUGUUUGUGUGCACAUGCUGCUGAAGUGGAUAUUUCCCAGGUUGACUUGCACCAAACCCAAAAAGCUGCAUCUCUGAGGACACCUACUCUGUGCUGCGUGCUCUUCGGCAUGGAUCAGCCAGCCAGCAGUUGCAUGCGGAGCCCUCACGCGGGCGGCGCUCUAUGGGGUUGCGUCAGGAGCCCUCACUCGGGAGGGUCCGGGGCCGGGCUGCAGCCCUACCAGCAGGCCCCAUUCGCCCUGCACCAGAAGCACGAUUUCCUGGCCUACACGGACUUCUCCAGCUCCUGCCUGGUGCCGGCGCCGCACACUUAUCCGCGCGAGGACAGACUGUAUCCGGAGACACACGGCGGGUACCAGCGGACGGAGUGGCAGUUCUCUCCCUGUGAGCCCAGAGGCAGAGGGCAGGAGCCGUGCCAGGGGGCGGCAGAAGCAGUGGGAGCUGAAAUGGACAGUGAAGGGGGACACAGGCUGCCUGGAGCAGUCACAGCAUGUCUAGAGGGAGAGUAUUCGCCUCAAAGUGUGCCAGCCGUCGACACAGAGAAAAAAAGCUCCAAGCGGAAAAGAGAAAUCACAGAUAUUCAGGACUCAAGCUUCAAGGCAGACUCGAACUGCAAGGCUAGAAAGGAACGAACAGCCUUUACCAAAGAGCAACUUCGAGAGCUGGAGGCCGAGUUUACCCACCACAACUACUUGACCCGCCUGCGACGCUACGAGAUCGCUGUCAAUCUUGACCUCACUGAGAGACAGGUGAAAGUGUGGUUUCAAAACAGACGGAUGAAGUGGAAGAGAGUGAAAGGAGGACAGCCUGCCUCUCCUCAUGACCUUGAAGCGGAUGAGAUGGACUCCGCCGCCUCUCCCAGCUCUGAGUAAAACUCCGAUCUAGACGUCUCCUCGUAUUUACAGUCACCCAACUCACCCUGGCAAAUACGCACCACGUCCGAUUUUUUUUCACUAGUCCUUCCACGUAUCCCGUUACACUGCAUUAUGGACAAAAGCGUCCGUGCUUCCUGUUGCUCUCUUCGCUCAGAUGACUAAUUAUCAACAGAGUUUCAACAGCUUGGAAGCACCAUCCACUUUCAGUCCACAUGUUUCACUUUCAUUCAUAAACAGAUCGACUGAAAUCAGAGGCCUAUAAAAACCCAAUUACUCAUGUGUAAAAACAAUUUAUGUGAACUGUUCAAGCCCUGGUUUAAUAGCUUUGACCUCCAGCCAUGACGGCAUGAUGUAGGUCUUUCACACUGUGGUGGUGGUGCCUGAAGCCUGAUCAGAACCACCUGUGAAGCUCCACAGAUAGACGGACGGUCUUAGGAUCACGCCAAACCCCCAAAGCAUCGAUAUCACAUGUCUUAAUUUUUCCCCUAAACGGUGUUGUCAGGUUGCUCUUAGAAUAAACCAUUUCUCUUUUUUUUGUACCUUUCUUUUUUAUAUGAAAUUAAUAAAGCACAGAUGUUACUUAAAAAUGAAA
Molecule: messenger RNA, 1668 nt
Organism: Pimephales promelas (fathead minnow)
Lineage: Eukaryota; Metazoa; Chordata; Actinopteri; Cypriniformes; Leuciscidae
Gene: meox1
Product: mesenchyme homeobox 1
Biological process (GO): positive regulation of transcription by RNA polymerase II; somite development
Cellular component (GO): nucleus
Molecular function (GO): RNA polymerase II cis-regulatory region sequence-specific DNA binding; DNA-binding transcription factor activity, RNA polymerase II-specific
Source: RefSeq, a predicted model, not a curated record